CAAUUAUGGGGUCGAAUUCUGCAUCAGCGACAGCAGGAAAACCCAUUAGAUGCCAAGCUGCAGUGUGCAGAAAAGCAGGGGAACCUCUGAUUAUUGAAGAAAUUGAGGUUGCUCCUCCUACUUCUUGGGAGGUUCGGAUUAAGAUUCUUUGUACUUCCCUAUGCCAUAGUGAUGUUACUUUUUGGAAAUUAUCAGCUGGACCAGUUUCAGCUUUCCCCAGAAUUCUUGGUCAUGAAGCAGCUGGUGUGGUGGAGAGUGUAGGAGAAAAUGUGGAGGAAGUGAAAGAAGGGGACAUCGUAAUACCAGUAUUUCAAAGAAACUGUGGAGAAUGUAGAGAUUGCAAGUGUCCAAAGGGAAAUAUUUGUUCAAAAUUCCCUGAGGAUUUUUACUGUGGAAUGCCAAGAGAUGGAAGCAGCAGGUUCAAGGACAAAAAUGGAGAAAAAUUGUACCAUACAUUAUGUGUUUCCAGCUUUACUGAGUAUACUGUUGUGGAUGUCACACAUGUGGUGAAGAUGAAUCCUGAUUUUCCUAUUGAUAAAGCUUCUUUACUUUCUUGUGGGGUUUCUACAGGACUGGGAGCUGCAUGGAGAGUUGCAGAUAUUGAAGAAGGUUCCACCGUAGCAAUAUUUGGACUAGGAGCCGUGGGACUAGCGGUCGUACAAGGAGCUAAGUUACGUGGAGCUGCAAAAAUAAUAGGUGUCGAUUUAAAUCCAGAAAAAUUUGAAAUUGGGAAGAAGUUUGGACUAACAGAUUUUAUUAACCCUACAACAUGUGGUGAGAAAUCGACUAGCCAGAUAAUAAAAGAGAUGAGUGAUGGUGGAGCUGACUACUGCUUUGAAUGUAUUGGAUUGGCCUCCUUAAUGCAAGAGGCUUUUACUAGUUCUCGCAAGGGUACUGGAAAGACUGUAAUUAUUGGAAUAGAGAUGCACGGCACACCGUUAAGCAUUAACCCUUAUGAAUUGGCGGCCGGAAAAACUAUCACAGGAUCCAUGUUUGGUGGUGUCAAAGCUAAAGUUGACAUUCCCUUAUUUGCUAAUCAAUAUUUGAAUAAUGAGUUGAACUUGGAGGGAUAUAUAACACAUGAAGUUAACUUUGAAGAUAUUAACAAAGCAUUUGACUUACUUGAAGCUGGCAAAACGCUGCGUUGUAUCAUUUGGAUGGGAAAAUAAUCCUGUUAUUUUAAUAACCUUUC
This is a messenger RNA of Solanum verrucosum, 1192 nucleotides long. RefSeq names its product alcohol dehydrogenase-like 1. Bases 6 to 1169 code for a protein of 387 amino acids. The record is from RefSeq and is a predicted model, not a curated record. Gene Ontology annotation, molecular function: zinc ion binding; S-(hydroxymethyl)glutathione dehydrogenase [NAD(P)+] activity. Gene Ontology annotation, biological process: formaldehyde catabolic process. The transcript has 10 exons. Lineage: Eukaryota; Viridiplantae; Streptophyta; Magnoliopsida; Solanales; Solanaceae. Gene Ontology annotation, cellular component: cytosol.